UCCGCCCCGUCCCGCUGAGCUUCUUAGUUUCUUCUGGACCCGUCGAGUUAGAGCGAAAGGGGAACGAUGAGCGACCCGUCGGUGUGCAGCUUCCUCACCAAGACCCUGUGCGCGCACGGCGGGCGGAUGGCGCUGGGGGACCUGCAGCAGCAGGUCGGUCUGUCGGCGCAGCAGCUGGAGGAGACGCUGUCGGCAGUGGGCUCCCAGCGGUUCCUGGUGCAGCGGGAUGGCAGCGGAGUGUGGGUGCUGGCCGUGUCGGCCGUGCGGGUCUGCAUCUUCAAGGAGUGCGGGGGCUGCGACCGGCUGCACCUCUGCAAGCUGCAUCUCAUGGGCAAGUGCAACCUGGCCAGAUCUUGUAAGUACCCACACAACAUCAUCAGUGCUGAGAACAAAAAGGUUCUAAAGACCCAUGAGUUGUCUGGCCUUGAUGAGAAUGAGCUGCGAGUCCUGCUUCUCCAAAAUGACCCUUCCUUCCUCCCUGAUAUCUGCCAACUUUACAACAGAAAGGAUAGUAACUGCAACCAGGAAAACUGCAACAAGCUUCAUAUUUGUCGACACUUUCUCAAAGGGGAAUGUAGAUUUUUUCGGUGCAAGAGGUCCCAUAACCUCUUGGAUACCAGUUCAUUGAAAGUGUUGGAAACUGGAGGCAUUGAUGUGAAGAUAGCUACAAACAUGCAGACUAUAUGUAAUCACAAGCAUAUGGAACUCAGUGAGGAACUGAAGAAGGGGAAAGAUAAAAAAGGUGAUUCCUCUUCUAAAGCUUCAAAGGACAACAAAGAAGAUAACUGUGAUCAGAUAUGUGUGUUCUAUGUCUGGAAGUACUGCAAGCAUAAAGAUAAAUGCAAAUUUGUUCAUUACCACUUGCCGUAUCGAUGGCAGGUAUAUAAUGGGGUGACCUGGAAUGACCUCGCCAUGAUGGAGGAAGUUGAAAAGGCCUAUUGUGACCCACAGAUCAGCAGCAUAGAGGGUAAGAACAUCAAUUUCCAAACAAUGACCUGCUGCUCUUCUCCACUUCGACGCCUCUCUACACCAUCAUCAGUCACAAAACCCACGUUUGCAUUGACCACGCAGUGGCUUUGGUAUUGGAAGAAUAACAUAGGCCAGUGGAUUGAAUAUGGAGAACAGGAUGAAGGGGAUAGUGUGAGCUCACCAUCUUCUGCUGUCAUUGAGAAUUUGUAUCUAGCAGAUCCAGAUAGCACCAUGUUUUUCCAGGCUGGCGCAUUGAAGUAUGAGCUCAAUUUUAAAGAAAUGACCCAGACAAACACCUUAUAUAGAACUCGAAGACGGGUCUGCAGGCGACCAAAGUUUGUGUCUUCUGAAGAUGUGCAGAAGAUAAAGAAAGGCCAGAGGGAUUCCUCUAUUCCCAAUCAGUCCUGUCCUGAACACUGGGAUAAGUCUGCACUGCCUGACUUCGGAUACAAGGUCUAAUGGCAUUAAGAAGCACUCCUGGAAGAGCAACACACACUGUGGAAGUACCAGAAUGCUAGAAAAAAAGGCUUUUCAGUGUUACACUUGGCCUUCUUUAUAGUGUCUUUGUCUUAGGUUAGAGGACAGCACAUAAUGUGGAGUGUAGGGUUUUCCUUGUUGACUGUGUCAGAGUGUUUUGUGAUGCUGACCAAGUUGUGUUGGCACAAAUACCAUGAUGAUGAGGGACAGAAGGAAUACUGUAUUUCUGAACUGGGAGAUCUUACUGUCUAGGUUCAGUUGAUGGAGACCUCCAUUGCUAUUGUCACUCUUUGCAUUUUUAUUUUCCCUAGUGUAGUUACAUUGGCAGUGGCAUGAGAACCAGAAAUAUCUUGUCUCUUUGGUUUCUCUGUCCUGGUUUCUGUUACUCUGUGCUAAAUAUUUCAUUUUACCCUGACUACCCUCUUGUGCUGGAUUAUGCCUUAGUGUAACACAUGUAUCUGGCCACGUGAAUGCAGCAAAUUCAUCUAAACCCAGUCCUAAUGCAACAUUGUCAGGUAAAAUUGAAGUUGGCUGCUGUGUUCAUCUGCUCACUUCAAACGGUGUUCACAAUCAGCAAAACUGUGAAAUUUCACUAAAAAAUCACAAUUAUGAAAGUGUCAGUGCCCAGCACCCACCAAAUGAACUAAGAAGGAGUUUGUGUGGAAAUGUGGCAGCCAGACCUUUUCAAGAUUUGGGCCUGUGAUAUUUUGAGCUCUGUCACAGUAAUAAAGGAUAUAGCUAAGCAGCAACCCCUUUGGCUUAGCAGCAGCUUUGCUGAUUGACAUAAGCUUAAAUUUUCCUGAAGAACGCCAGGAAGACAGGUAGCUCAGUUCUUUAUAGGUCUCCGAGUUGUUACGUGCUUGGCUGCUUCCCUUAUCUACUCUGCAAACUUCAGUCUGAAUUUUACUUGAGUCCUUUUGUUGGGGUGUUUCUGGAGUCGCUGAGGUGAGUGUGAGAUGCUUUGGAGUGAGAUGUACAGAUCCACGGUAUCACUAGAGGUACUUGUACGGAUGUGUGUGGUGGAAGGUUCAUCUUGCUCCCCCAGGUUCCAUUUGCUUGCUGAGUUGAUGCCUAAGAAACCGUCUCUUAACAUGUAAACAGUGCAUUUCACAGGGAAGGAAAUGUUGAUUCCUUCCCUAAAAAGUGACAAAUCCCACAGUACCUGUUGGUGCUUCAGGUGAAAGCCUGGGCUAGAUUAAAUAUUUCUGUGGGACCCUAUGCUUGUUUUUUUUUUGCAGUAGGUAAUAUUGGGACUGGCUGGGAUUCUACAUGCAUGUGGUGACCAUCGUAUGACCUGACAAUUAUUAACUGAUGCAUUCUUCACAUGUUGACAAAUAACCCUGCCAAAAUUUACUGCGCUGGAGGUGAUCCAUUUUAAGAAGGAACAGCUAUGAGAUAGGGAGAAAGUCAUCUUUGCUUAACAAUAGUAGUUGUGUGUUGGUAAUGUUGCUUUUUUUUUGAGUGUUGCAGUGUCUUAAUCUGUAAGUACUUUAGGAUCAUAGUUCUGUAGAAAGUAGAGUGUGUGAAAUGUCCAAUGGAACUUGGGAACACCAAGUGGCAAGUUGGUGUGAUUUUCUUCUGUCUUUGUGUAACAAAGUGGCAUUAGUAGUUGAUAAUUCUUUUUUUGUCUCUAAAAGAUUUGAUGUUGUCUUGGAACGUUGUGAUGGGUUUUAAAGUGUAUCUUUAAUGUCUAACUGAGAAAUAUGUGCAAUGAAUGUGUGGGUUUAUGUCAGAGGAUCAGUCUUUGGCUGCCAUAUUGCUGAAUCCCAACACGUCCCAAAGAUUGCUGUGCUGUAACAGGAACGAGAGCUGAUGCAACGUGAAGAGACUGUGUACUUUACAGACAGCAGUUCUAGUUGGGUUGUUGUUAGUCGUACAACCUGUACUGCUUCCAAAACCCAAGUUAACCAGAGGUCAAGAUUUGAUAUCACAUACUGUUUUUGUAAUCGCACACUAACAGAAAUUACUGUCAGGGCAGGGAUUCCUCCACUGCUCCAGAAACUCCACUCCUUAACAGAGGGUUAGCAAAUGCUUAUGCUCUCUAGGUUUUUGCAUUUUAGCUCUGAAGAUGAAAAGAGCUUAAAAAGUUAAUGUCGUUAAGAAGUACUCAGUAUCUGAAGGGGUCCUACAAGGAUGCUGGAGAGGGACUCUUCGUCAGGGACUGGAGCUCUAGGACAAAGGGUAAUGGGUUCAAACU
This is a messenger RNA of Melopsittacus undulatus (budgerigar), 3643 nucleotides long. RefSeq names its product zinc finger CCCH-type antiviral protein 1-like. NCBI's taxonomy places the organism in Eukaryota, Metazoa, Chordata, Aves, Psittaciformes, Psittaculidae. Gene Ontology annotation, molecular function: RNA binding; metal ion binding; NAD+ poly-ADP-ribosyltransferase activity. Bases 67 to 1428 code for a protein of 453 amino acids. The record is from RefSeq and is a predicted model, not a curated record. The transcript has 10 exons. Gene Ontology annotation, cellular component: nucleus. Gene Ontology annotation, biological process: response to virus; positive regulation of type I interferon production; positive regulation of mRNA catabolic process.